AUGGAGAAGUACAACCAGCUGGUGAAUGAGAUCACCAACUUCCGCCAGCUUGAAGGAGAAUCGCUGUGUACAACCUGGAAUAGAUUCCAAGAACUUAUCCGAAAGUGUCCGCACUAUGAGGGAGAUGAUGACAGAAAGGUGGCGAUCUUCUUUAAUGGCAUAUCUCCUGAAACAAGGUUGGUUAUUAAUAGUGCAGCUGGAGGUUCUAUUCGACAGAGUACAUCUGAACAAGCUAUUGAUCUGAUAAAGAAACUGGCAAGGAAUGAGAAUGAGAGCACUAGAGCCAAUACCAAAAACAUCAAUGCUUUGAUGGAGGAGACUAGAGCCAAUACCAAAAACACAAAUGCUUCUAUUCGAAACUUGGAGAAUCAAAUUGGCCAACUGGCUAAGCAAUUUGCAGAAAGAGCUCCAGGUACCUUCCCUAGCAAUACAGUUACCAACCCCAAGGAAGAUUGUAUGGCUGUCACAACUAGGAGUGGUAAGGUGGUAGCAGCUUCAGAAAAGCCAAGCACAAAUGUAGAAGCUGAUGAGAAGCUUAAGGAGGUCAAGGAGACAGAAAAAGAAGUGAUCAUCCCUGAUAAUGUUGAGAAAACGUUUCAGAAAGGUGAGGAAGAAGAGCCACCUAUUAUUGCUGAAAGGAAGAAAUUCGAGUUGAAUCCGGAAUAUGUGAGAGCCAUGGCACCUUAUCCAGAACGAUUCAAGAAGGAUGCCCAAAAGCAGCAAUAUGCGAGAUUUCUUGAUAUCUUCAAGAAGUUGCAUGAAUGCCAGACAGUCACACUCACUGAGGAGUGCAGUGCCAUCAUACAAAAAAAGUUUCCACCCAAACUCAAUGAUCCAGGCAGUUUCAAUAUUCGCAUUGCUAUUGGUAAUACUGAAGUUGGCAGGGCAUUGUGUGAUCUUGGGGCAAGCAUUAACUUGAUGCCAUUAUCUGUUUGCAAAUCUCUGGGAAUUACUGAAUUAAAACCCACUAUGGUUUCGCUUCAACUCGCUGAUAGAUCUUUGAGGAGACCGAGUGGAAUUAUUGAAGAUGUUCUUGUUAAAGUGGACAA
Messenger RNA from Gastrolobium bilobum, 1049 nucleotides. RefSeq lists its product as uncharacterized. NCBI's taxonomy places the organism in Eukaryota, Viridiplantae, Streptophyta, Magnoliopsida, Fabales, Fabaceae. The record is from RefSeq and is a predicted model, not a curated record. The transcript has 3 exons. The annotation marks the transcript as partial.